UAUUUAGUAGGCCUACCUGACUGGGAAGAGAAAGGCCUGCUAUGUGGGCUUCUGUGAACUAUAUUUAUAGGCAGUUGAUUACUCCUGCCUAGUUUAAAUAUUCUGCUUUUUUUUGUGUCUGUGAUCGACUGGUUCUACUGAAGCACAAUGCAAAGUGAAGAGUCGGUUGCAGGUUCAUCGACUGAUGGCCACAAUGAAUUGGAUUUUAAAUGUUUAUUAUUGAUAAUAUAUUUAUAGAAAAUAGACCAGCUGUCGACGCUGGUCAUAAACGGAGACUAUAAUUCCAAGAGGGUUGUGAAUCGUAUUAGCUUGUUUGUAUGUGGCAAUAACCGGGUAAAUAAGCUAGCUAACGUUAGCAAUGGUUCUAAUGAUGGAAUCGCAAUGCGAGUAUUUUAUGUAUUUCCCUGCUGUUCCCAUCACGGACCUUUCCGACCCGUCAAAAUACCGAACUCUCCCCCGUCGCAGUCACCUCUAUCUCGGUGAGACCGUGCAGUUCUUGUUGGUCCUGCGGUCCAGAGAUGAAAGGUCAGGUUCGGACGGGACAAAGAGAAACGGGGAUAGUGACUGCGGUACCCGGGCUUGGAAGGAGCUGGUAGGGUCCCUCUCCGCUGUAGCAAGUGUGUGCCCUGGCGAGAGCCGACAUCGCUCCCAACUUCACCCCCACGAGUUCCAGAGAAGCUACAGUGACGACGGUGCAGACGAGGACCCCGACGAGGUCGACUUUGCUGCGGGUACAGCCCAUAUAGGCAGAAGGGAGUCCAGGAACCGAGGCUUCAGAGAAUGCAAGCCGCUUCUCAUUCACAAUAACACAGGGAGUGAUGGGCGGCAGUAUCGGCGGGCACCGAUGCAGUCACCCAUGGACAAGCCAGUGGUACUGAACGAUGAGGUCAUCUUCCCUCUGACCGUCUCAUUGGACAAACUCCACGUCAACACGCUCAAGGUCAAGAUCGUGGUGACAGUGUGGAAGCAGGAGAAGGAGAAGGCAGAGAUCAGGGAACAUGGUUACCUCACCAUCCUACAGCUGAGGAGUCCCACACACACCUUCAGACAGGACCUCAACACCUUUAAGGCCCAGGUCAGCACCACCCUGAGUGUUCUUCCUCCUCCGACUGUGAAAUGUCAACAGAUUACCGUCUCCGGGAAGCACCUGACACUUCUCAAAGUAUUAAACUCCAGUUCCCAGGAGGAGGUGUGUGUUAGGAACGUGAGGGUUCUUCCUAACUUCAACGCGUCCUACCUCCCCAUGAUGCCUGAUGGCUCUGUACUCCUAGUGGACAAUGUCUGCCACCAAUCAGCGGAGGUUACCAUGGCAUCAUUCCACAGAAUGAACAGUAGCUCCUCCCACCUUCCCAGCAUGCUCUCUGCCCUGGAGGAGCAGAACUUCCUGUUUCAGCUGCAGCUCAGAGACCAGCCAGAGGAAGAGUCCAGCGAGGGUCUGGAGGUUCCAUUGGUGGCUGUGCUGCAAUGGUCUACCUCUAAGCUUCCAUUUACCAGGUACAUUUCGACCCACUACCAGCUACCCAGCGUGAGACUGGACCGCCCCCGUUUGGUGAUGACAGCUUCUUGUCAGAGUUCCGUGCGGCCGCUGGAGCACUUCCGGGUCAAAUACACCCUCCUCAACAACCUGCAGGACUUCCUGGCUGUACGCCUGGUCUGGACACCCGAAGGACGUGGUCGGCAGGAGGACCCGUCAGCGAGUUCUGUGGUGUGUCACUCCCCCCUCAACAACUUGGGACAGUGUCGGAAAGGAUCCACCCUCUCCUUCACAGUUGCCUUCCAGAUUCUCAAGGCAGGACUGUUUGAGUUAAGCCAGCACAUGAAGCUGAAGCUCCAGUUCACAGCGUCCUGUUCCAACCCCCCUGCUGAGGCCAGGCCCAUGUCUCUGUCCCUGUCCCGUCACAACUCUCCCUCCAGCCCUGCUGUUAGAGACCUGCUGGACAGACAGAGUCUGGGACGGUCACAGAGCUUCUCUCACCAACAACCCUCACGGUCACAUCUUAUGAGGACGGGCAGUGUUAUGGAGCGCCGGGCCAUCACUCCUCCAGUGGGAUCUCCAGUGGGUCGACCCCUCUACCUUCCCCCCGAACGCCCUGUCCUCUCACUGGAUAAGAUCGCCAAGAGAGAGUGUAAGGUAUUGGUACUGGAACUUGGAAGAGACUGGGAGAGGGAGGGAGGGUUGGAGGAAUGAGGUAGAGAGGAAAUAAGAGAUGUAACGGGAGAUUUAGAGGGGGGGUGGCAUUUCUCAUUGAGCAUUUCAUCCAACCUGAAACAAAAUGCAAAAACUGUUUCACACAAAAAUACAGACCACAGUCACCACACUGAAUGACUUACUCUACAUGAUCCACAUCAUUUCAAGACACCGGAGGAGUUACUUUCGACACAAUUCUUUUUUCUUUUUUUUUACUAUUAUUUCAACAUUCUGUUUUAUUCCUUGUUUUAUGUCUUGGUGUGUAAUUAAAUAUGUAAAUAACUGUUUUACACCAAAAAACAUUGGGUGGCGAGCUAGAUCUGCAGUAAUAUUUGGGCUGCCAUUUAACGUGAAAUUCACAGGGUUUGGUUAAUUAAUCAACUUUUAAUAUAUUGUCUAACUAACACUGUUCUGCAUGCGACAUGUUUGAUGUAAAACUUUGGAUGUUAAAGCUAGAGUCCUUGAGUCAAGCAAUAACAAGCCCACCCUGCCUCUGUUUUUGUAAAAAAAGCUUUGGGAUGGGCCUGGAGUGAUGUAACCACUGUCAUAGACAGAGCUAUGGAUGCAAGGACUGACCUUCUAUGAUAUCAACAUUAUAAUUUAGCCAUGUUUUGAGGCUGUACAGUGUUUUGUUUACAUUGUUUUACUCCAAUGUUUGUAAGGAAACUUAUAUUUUGGGUUCUGAUGGGGUACGGCAGCUGCUCAUGAGGCAUUUAUAAUAUUCUUCAAGAAUCAAUGGGUGUAUAUAAUUCAUAAGUAAAACAAAAUUGAUGUAGCAACUAAGGAUUUUAGCUUUAACAAAAGCACCAGGAUGACCCAGAGAAUGGGCUGAGUUCGGUGUCAUUGUGGAAAAACUGUAGUUUCAUUCUUGUUACAAUGUGUUGUGGUUUAGUGACUAAGGGCCACAGUCUCUACACUGAAUUUAAAACAUUUAAUAUUUUGUCUUUACACUGACUAUCAGAGAUUUUGUGUUUAUGCUAAGUGUAGUUGUCUGAUUUUGUGUUUAUGCUAAGUGUAGUUGUCUGAUUUUGAUUAUUUUAUCUUGUCAGCAUUGGCUGCUGCUUAAAAAUCUAACAUCUCAUCUCCUUAGUACACUACAUAUUAGUACACACUCCAUGAUAGGGAAUAAUCCUGCUUCCUUUUCAGUCAUUUGUCUUUCCUUUGCGUCCCUAUACAACCUACAGACUAAUGGAUUUAACAAUGGUGGAAACUCUCCAAUCCAAUACUUUCACAUCCAAGCCGGGAAAUUGUGCAAGUGCACAUUUUGGGAGAAGGGUGGAGAAUUGGGACAUAACCUGCCACUGUGGUUCACAGCUGUUAAAAGGUUUACUGGUUGAGCCUGUUGAUCGUUGAGGUCAUUCACACUUUACCUUAUUAUUAGGGAUUUAGUCCUCUUGGGUAAUCCAGAAUAGUGCAUUAUUUAAAGUCAGUCCCUGUAGAUGUUUUCAACUGUUUCCAUUUGUGUUAUGAACGAUCGUGGUGUGUGUGUGUUGUAUGCUUCUGAAUGAGCCUAAAACACUGGAUGUAUAUUGUAUUUUCAUUUUAUUUUCUGGUUCAUAAACCAAUAGGAAUGGCCAAGAGGUAUCUAUUCCCGAUGUAAAAGACAAUGUGAUAUUCGGUGGGGACAUUUCAAACAAUCUACUAAGUGGUAUGCCUCAUUUUCCCUGGACACAAACUACUUUCUUGUGUAUCCUUUGUUCAUUUCUAUAUCUUAUCAAGAAGGACAUAAGAGACUUGAGUAGAGGAUGUAGUUUGCUAUUAUCGUGUUUGUUUUUUUGUUUUAUUUCUGAUUAAAAAAACUCAUUGCAUUGUUGGAAAAGGACCCGUAAAUAAGCAUUUCACUGUUAGUCUCCACCUUUUUUAAUUUCACUGUUAGUCUCCACCUUUUUUAAUUUCACUGUUAGUCUCCACCGUUUUUAUUCCGAAGCAUGUGACAUUUUUUGUUGUUGUUGAUUCCAGACUUUGUAAGGCUAGUGAGAGAUCAUUGGUAAAGAAUAGAGAACAGUAAAGGACCGAGACAGCUACCUUGCAAAAUACCACAUUUCCAUUACAGAAGACCCUCUGUGUUAUAUUGGAUAGAUACAGUGCAUUCGGAAACUAUUCAGAUCCUUUUACUUUUUCCACAUUUUGUUAGGUUACAGCCUUAUUCUAAAAUGGAUUACAUCGUUUUUCCCCCCUCAUCAAUCUACACACAA
This is a messenger RNA of Oncorhynchus tshawytscha (Chinook salmon), 4383 nucleotides long. Its product is annotated as trafficking protein particle complex subunit 14. Gene Ontology annotation, biological process: cilium assembly. Gene Ontology annotation, molecular function: alpha-tubulin binding. The record is from RefSeq and is a predicted model, not a curated record. The coding region runs from base 359 to 2188 and encodes 609 amino acids. The transcript is spliced from 11 exons. NCBI's taxonomy places the organism in Eukaryota, Metazoa, Chordata, Actinopteri, Salmoniformes, Salmonidae. Gene Ontology annotation, cellular component: TRAPPII protein complex.